AUGGUCAAAUUUUUAGUUAUUGGUGGAGGAAUUGCUGGUGUAACUUGUGCAGAACAGCUAUCAGCUUUACGUAGCGAUUGCCAAAUUUCUCUCAUUUCCUCAUCACCACUUAUUAAAGCAGUAACAAACUUUCAACAGUACGCUCGAUCUCUCGAAAAAUUCACAGUAGAAGAACGACCUUUAUCAACUUUGAAUAAUCAAUACUCAAAUAUUGCCGUAUUCCACAAGACAGCCAAGAACUUGGAUUCAUCGAAACAUACUCUUACUACAGAAGAUGGUGAAAUCUUUCAAUACGAUAAGUUGUGCAUUUGUUCUGGUGCAUCCCCAAAGAUUAUUGACUCUAAAAGUGAUAGGGUGAUUGGUAUCAGGGAUACUGAAAGUGUAACACACUUUCAGAAUUUGUUAGCUAAUUCUAAGCGCGUUAUGAUUGUCGGCAACGGUGGAAUUGCUACCGAGCUCGUACAUGAAAUUACCAAUUGCCGAAUUAUUUGGACUAUCAAAGAUGACUCUAUUAGCUCUACAUUUUUCGACGUUGGCGCUGGUCAGUUUCUACUGCCCAAACUAUUUACCCCUGGUGAUGAAGAACCAGACAAUACUUUGAGCAAAAGGAUGAAAUUUACACUUGACGACGAUACCUCUGAUAGUGAUCUAGCUAAGAAUAAUUUCGGAAGCGCUUUAGGACCUGACUGGAGCAGAAAUCUGAAAAUCUCUGGUGGAUUAUCGGAAUCACAAGUACUACAAGUUGAGUACAAUUGUGAGGUGGCUAGCAUUCUUAGUUAUUCUGAAUAUAGAAAUCUUCUCAGUCUUGACAGUAAUAACACUGACGAAAAAGUUUCUUCUUCAAGUUCAAACGUAUGGCCGAUUUAUGUAAAGCUUACUAAUGGUAAGUUAUAUGGAUGUGAUUUCGUUAUUUCUGCCACUGGUGUAACACCAAAUAUAGACUUGGUGAAAAAUGAUCCAACCUUUCAAAUAGGAAAAGAUGGAGGAAUUGUUGUCGAUGAUCACAUGAAAACUAGGGUAGCUAACAUUUAUGCAGCUGGUGAUGUAUGCUGUGCAGGUUGGGAUCACGCGCCACAUUGGUUCCAGAUGAGGUUAUGGACUCAAGCUCGUCAAAUGGGCAGUUAUGCUGCGAAAUGUAUGGUUGCUGAUACUGAAAAUGAUUCUAUAUCUAUGGACUUUUGCUUUGAAUUGUUUGCCCACGUUACGAAAUUCUUCGAUUAUAAGGUAGUCUUACUAGGCCAGUACAAUGCGCAAAAAUUGGGUAAAGACUACGAAAUAUUACUUCGAUGCACCAAAGAUAUGGAAUUUAUCAAAGUUAUUCUACAUAAAGGACGAAUGUAUGGAGCAAUAAUUAUUGGAGAGACUGAUCUGGAAGAGACCUUUGAAAACCUUAUUCUAAAUCAGAUGGAUUUAUCUCGCUUCGGAGAAUCAUUGUUGGAUCCAUCAAUAGAUAUCGAAGACUACUUUGAUUAA
Messenger RNA from Trichoplax adhaerens, 1473 nucleotides. RefSeq lists its product as uncharacterized. The transcript is spliced from 13 exons. Gene Ontology annotation, molecular function: oxidoreductase activity; flavin adenine dinucleotide binding. NCBI's taxonomy places the organism in Eukaryota, Metazoa, Placozoa, Uniplacotomia, Trichoplacea, Trichoplacidae. The record is from RefSeq and is a predicted model, not a curated record. Bases 1 to 1473 code for a protein of 490 amino acids.